Messenger RNA from Melampsora larici-populina 98AG31, 978 nucleotides. RefSeq lists its product as uncharacterized. Bases 1 to 978 code for a protein of 325 amino acids. Lineage: Eukaryota; Fungi; Basidiomycota; Pucciniomycetes; Pucciniales; Melampsoraceae. The transcript is spliced from 5 exons. The record is from RefSeq and is a predicted model, not a curated record.
AUGUCUGAGCCCAACCCAUGCACUGGCCACAGUCUCUAUCUGUCAGGAAUCUUUGGAGUUGAAGAGCAGUUAGCUGAAGACAAACGUUACAAAGUUGAGUUCCGGAGUUACUCCACGACAAUUGGCUGUUCGGGAGCAAAUCGCCCCAAGGAUUUGCACUACGAAAUACGUGCCACCGGUUUUAGCUCCGAAGCUCUGAAACUCGAACCAGACCACUUAUAUUUUUUGCGUGGUGCAUUCUUUCCCACCAACACCGACGAGACCUACCACGAUGACUUAUUUUUUGAAGGUUCUGACCGAGUCUGCCUGGGCAGUGCUGAUAAUUUCACCAACAGCUUGGUUGACAAAGUCGGUGUCACCGGAAUUGGUAGGGUGCUGGAUGUGAAUUUUGUGGUUGAAGACUGCUUCCAGUACCUUAAAUCAAAGGUCAAUGACCCUGAUAAAGUGAGUCUGUAUGCAAUUGUCCAACACUGCGACUUCCAUCCUGAGGCAAAGCUUGCUAAAGAAAUCACGGUCGAAUAUCACAUUCCACCCUUCAAACACCUUUCUGGUUCACCCCAAGUUGUCAAGGAGGGUCGUGAGUGUCAGUUCCACGGCUACAUCAAAGAUUUCAACGAAGACACCAAUCGUUACGUUGUGAUAGUUAAUAAAGUAGCUCCGACGUCGGGGCACACGGACAUGCGUCUGCGUGGCAGAGGGUCCAAAGUGGAAGCUGCGACUGACUCCAAUGGCCGCCCCAAGGUUAUCAAAUUCAAGUCACGUGGUUUGAGCACCCCCUUCAGAUCUCCAGUCACCGUAGCCGACUCAAGCCCAACCAUCCCAUUUGGCCCCUCAACCGAAGUACCAUCAUCGUUUUGCUCCGGAUCAGCAAAAUCUGCGUCAGCAAUUGUCCCCGCUGAAAAGCCUGUUCAACCCACCAAGAAGCGUGCUCGCGCGCAACCCAAGCGUAAGACUGGCAAGGGCACUGAUUCCGAGUGA